This is a messenger RNA of Jatropha curcas, 1966 nucleotides long. RefSeq names its product RNA recognition motif XS domain protein. Gene Ontology annotation, biological process: regulatory ncRNA-mediated gene silencing. NCBI's taxonomy places the organism in Eukaryota, Viridiplantae, Streptophyta, Magnoliopsida, Malpighiales, Euphorbiaceae. The record is from RefSeq and is a predicted model, not a curated record.
AGCAUAAACGCAGCUUCUCUCGCCUCAUUUUCUUCGUUGAUUCUGUAUUACUUUUUAGUUGUUAUGAAAUAGCUUAAAUCCACAGAGUUUUCAGAGGAUGGCCGGUGGUGGAAACCACAAGUCCUCGUUCGAUAAGCCUUCCUCUUCCUCUGCCUCUCACCGCAAAUCCAGGUGGGAGUCUUCCGCUACAGCAAACAAUAAUAAUCCGUCGUCAAACUCGAAAUCCAAUGACCUGAAACCCUCCAAACCCACUUCGAAUACAAAUCCUUCGCCCAAGCUCAAUACCGGUCCAUCUCCCAAGCCUACUGCCGCUACGCCUCCGACAGGCUCAGUCGCUGCUCUACAGGGACCCUCAUUCCAUUUGCCGGACCUCGGUCCACCUCCUCCUCCUGCUUAUGGGUUUCAUAUGCUCGAGCGUCGCACUAUUGUCCUAGCAGACGGCAGCGUCCGUUCUUACUUUGCUCUCCCUCCCGAUUACCAAGACUUUCCUCCUCGUCCAAUGCUGCCGCCACGGUUCCUCCCCAUGGGGCCCACUCCCGACCUCCCUAAUAGUAUAGGUGGUCCCCGCUUUCCUCCGAUGAGCCCUGAAGGAUUAGGAUUCCGGGAUAACAGUAACGGACGGAACGCUUCUAUGAAGAGGAAGUAUGUUGGCGGCGAGGAAGAAUUCAGGCAUGGUAAUAAUACUAAUGGGCUUUAUCCGGCGGGAAAGGAUCAUCGCAGUGUGUUUUUGGCUGGGCCAAGCAGUCCGUUCGGGAGAAAUUCGGGUGAUGAACCGAGAGCUGGGAAAUAUAUGAGAAUUGCUGGUGACAAUGUUGGUGCAGUUAAUAAGUAUCUCGAAGUGGACCAGACUAAGCUAAAGAAGGCGUUUUUGCAUUAUGCUAAGGUGAUUAAUGAGACUGAGGCGGAGAGGAAGCGUUACUUGGAGGACGGGAAGCAGGGCCGCCUUCAUUGUGUGGCUUGUGGCAGGUCUUCCAAAGAUUUCUCAGACAUGCAUGCUCUUGUAAUGCACACGUACAACUCAGAUAAUGCUGACUUGCGUGUGGAUCACUUGGGCUUACAUAAAGCUCUCUGUGUCCUAAUGGGAUGGAAUUACUCAAAGCCCCCUGAUAAUGCAAAAGCCUAUCAGUUCUUACCUGCUGAUGAAGCAGCAGCAAACCAGGAGGAUUUGAUUAUGUGGCCCCCCACGGUGAUAAUUCAUAACACAGUUACAGGAAAGGGUAAGGAUGGGCGCAUGGAAGGUUUGGGAAACAAAGCAAUGGAUAUCAAAAUAAGAGAUCUUGGAUGUUUUGGUGGCAAGUCAAAGUCUUUAUAUGGAAGAGAUGGUCAUCUGGGCAUAACUCUCAUAAAGUUUAGUGGUGAUCAAGUGGGCCUGAAGGAGGCUCUGCGGCUGGCAGAGCACUUUGAGAAAGAAAAUCAUGGGCAUAAGGCUUGGGAACGCAUACAGCCUAUGUCACUGGGUAAGGAUGACGAGAAAAAUCCAAACCUAGUGCAGGUAGAACGGAGUGGGGAGAAAAAGAGAAUUUUAUAUGGUUAUCUUGGAACAGCUGCGGAUCUAUACAAGAUUGAUUUUGAAACAAAGAAAAAGGUCAUCAUUGAGAGCCAGAGUGAACUAAAAUCAUCCAAGUAAAUUCUAGAUGAUAUACAAGGUACAAAAAGCUGAUUUUAUUUUUAGCAAGGAGAUUGAAUCCUGCCAUCCUACAUUACGUGAUAGUGCACCCAACCAAUAUUUAAGUAGCUCAAUGACAAGUACAAAUGUACCUAGUUUUUUAAUUAUUUAGUUUGUGAGUCUUUGAUCCCCUAGUUUUUUGCCAUUAUCUGCUGUAGCAUACGAGUAACGGCUUCAUGUAGGCUUAAUGCUAGCUUUACAUUUUACUCAAAAUAAGCAGACUCUGGGAGUAUUGGUGCUAAUUUGUUAAUCAAUGGACUGCUCAUGUUCUAAUAGAAUUUAAAAAACUUUAGGUUGCAA